Molecule: messenger RNA, 6067 nt
Organism: Corythoichthys intestinalis (scribbled pipefish)
Lineage: Eukaryota; Metazoa; Chordata; Actinopteri; Syngnathiformes; Syngnathidae
Gene: klhl22
Product: kelch-like family member 22
Exons: 8
Coding region: 285-2192 (635 amino acids)
Biological process (GO): positive regulation of TORC1 signaling; protein monoubiquitination; proteasome-mediated ubiquitin-dependent protein catabolic process
Cellular component (GO): Cul3-RING ubiquitin ligase complex; nucleus; polar microtubule
Molecular function (GO): protein binding
Source: RefSeq, a predicted model, not a curated record
GAUAAGACUGGACAGCUCAAAACGAUAGCGCUUCAGCGUAAACAGACCAGCAAACGUCAAAAAUCAAGUCGUCGGAACUAGAAAAUCCAAAUUGGAACUAAAAACGGCCCGCUCCAACGAGUGCAACUCAAUGUUUGUUGUCGUCGUCGUUGUUAUGUUGUCAAACAUUUAUUUUGACCUUCCAACAGUGAGGUUUCAAUGUUAGCUCGUUAGCUCGCCAGUUUCAGCUUUAUCAAUGUUGACAUCAGUCGUCUUGAUGAUGCUCGCGCCAGCCGACAAGGGUGAUGAACCCUAAACAACACAGUCCCGCCAUGUCCGAGAAUGGACAGCUUUGCCUUCUGGGCGGUUUGGCCACGAGCCGCCGGGGAAGACAGAUGUACAGAAGUUCGGCCCAUUCCCAAAGCCUUCUGGACAGCCUGCUGGGGCUGCGGCAAGCUGGAAUCCUGUCCGACGUCGUGCUUCUAGUGGAGGGUCGAACCAUCCCCGGUCAUCGUGUGCUUCUCGCUGCCUCCUGUGAUUACUUUCGGGGGAUGUUCACAGCAGGCCUCCGGGAAAUGCAGCAGAAUGAGAUCCCAAUUCACGGAGUGUCAUAUUUGGGAAUGAGCAAAAUAAUGGACUACAUCUACACUUCAAAGAUCGAGUUAGACCUGGACUGUGUGCAGGAAGUUCUGAUAGCAGCUACAUUGGUGCAGCUUGAGGAUGUGAUUGGCUUCUGCUGCGAGUUCCUCUUCUCCUGGCUGGAUGAGAGCAACAUAUUGGAGAUCCAUCAUCUUGCUGAUGUCUAUGGACUGCAGCAGCUCAAGGCCAGAGUCCACGCUCACCUCCUGAGCAACCUCCAGGCUUUGUCCCGUACAGACGUUUACAGACAGUUCCCCGAAAAGGAAAUAUUCCAAGUACUGAGUAGCGAUGAGCUGGAAGUGCAAAGUGAAAACGAAGUGUAUGAGGCAGCGCUUCACUACCACUACAGUCCUGAGCAGGUGGAGAGUGACCAAGUGUACUUGCAGGUCAGUCAGGACCAUCUUGAGAUGCUAGAUGCUGUGCGCUUCUGCCUAAUGGAGAAACAAACACUAAAGAGGUUACACAACAAACUUGAGCAGUGCCCGCUAAAAGAAGCCGUGUCCGCUGCUCUCCAUUACCACGAGCACGAGAUAUGGCAACCUGUUCUUCAGAGUCCUCUCACACAGCCUCGUUCUACCUUCCACUGUAUUUUGGCCUUUGGAGGGAUGUUCACGUCUCCGUCUCAUAUGGACAUCGAACACAUGUUCCAGGUAUUCCACCCCAGCUGGAAGGAGUGGAGAACUCUUAAUGCAGCCAAUAGUCCUCGAAUGUCCAACCAGGGAGUUGCUGUCCUAAACAAUUUUGUGUAUCUUAUUGGUGGAGACAGAAACACCAGUGGAUUUCGUGCAGAGACCCGUUGCUCCAGAUAUGACCCUCGUCACAACACUUGGUGCGCUAUCAAGCCGUUGCAGCAACAGCACGCGGAUCACUGCGUGUGUGUGGUGGGCGGCCAUAUUUACGCCAUCGGAGGUCGAGACUACAGCAAGGACCUCCACUCGGUGGAGCGCUACGACCCGCACACCAACACCUGGGAGUUUGUGGCCCCUCUCACCAGAGAGGUUUAUGCUCAUGCUGGAGCUGUGCUAGAUGGCAAAAUUUACAUUACCUGUGGACGCAGAGGGCGGGCAUACCUGAGGGAGACCAGUUGUUUUGACCCGGCAGCCAACCAGUGGACAUUCUGUGCGGACGGGCCGCUGGGGCGAGCGUGGCACGGAAUGGCUGCUGUGAACGGACGCCUGUAUGUCAUUGGGGGAAGCAAUGAUGAGCAUGGCUACCGGAGGGAUGUCUUACAGACUGCAUGCUUUGAGCCCUCAGACAACUCUUGGACCUUACUGAGCCCACUCCCCGCCGGCCACGGGGAACCCGGUAUAGCAGUACUGAACGAUCGCAUUUACGUGCUGGGAGGUCGCUCUCAUAACAAAGGCGACCGCAUGAAAUACGUUCACGUGUUCAACCCCGACGCCGACGAGUGGGAGAGCGACACGCCGUUUAAGGACCGCGUCUCGGGUCUGGCGGCCUGCGUGGUGCUCAUGCCGCCAGCUGUGAUGGAGCUCGCCAACAGCUUGGAGCAGAAUCUCAAGGCAUCGUUGCUUGAUGAACUACUCAGUUCACAGACAAGCACGGAUGAAGACUAAUGGGUACGUGACUGAGCGUUAAUGAUGUUAAGGUACCGUCCUUCAUGUUAUUUUUAGAAGCAUUAUGUCACGCUUAUUGCCCUUAUUUAGUGCCUAUGGAAAGACAUUAAAUUUGCACAUUCAACAUUAAAUCUCCAAAUACGGAGUUCAUUGGAGCCCCGUUUUUUAUAGUGCUUGUCCUCAUGAUUCCAUUAACCCUUUACAGGUCGCUCAUGUAACUCAUUGGCUGCCAUUGACAGCGCUAGAUGUCCAAUCCAUUUUAACUUAACAACAGUCAAAAUAGAUUGGACGUCUAGCACCGUCAACUGACUGAAUUCAUUUAGAGCCAGUCCUAUUAGUUGAAGUGAAUUGGAUGUCUAUUUUCAUUGGCAGGCAAUGAAUUAAAUAUGAUGAAAAAAACAACUUUAGAGUGAUGAUGAUGAUGGGGAUUUUUUUCUCAUCUUUUGUUUAAAUUGUGUUUUUCCUACCAUUUAAUUGAAUCAUAAUUAUUUAUUAAUUGAAAGCAUGAAAUAAAAAUCAUAUCAAAACCAUACAAUAAAGAAUAAUACAAAACCAUACAAUAAAGAAUAAUACCAAAAAUAUAAUUGUAAUUGAGUUGUCCACAUAUGUGGAUAUUAUAUUUUGGGUCAUGUAGGCCACACUUGUGUACCAAAUGUUCAUAUUGUCUUUAUGUGGCAAUGUUAAUAGUAAAUUAUUAAAAAUUGUCACUUGCCCUGUUAAAGGGUUAAAUACUACUAUAACAUCAUAAUUGUAUAAACCAGGGAUGUUCAAACCAGUCCUCAAGGGCCACUGUGUGUUGUGCAAGUUUUUGUUCUAAAUGAUCAGCACACACUUUAACCAAUAAGGUUUUUGCUGGAACAAGGUGCAUUGAACUGAUUACACCCAAAAGACACCAGAUUGGUGAGAAGGUGUCCUCUUGAUUUCUUAGAAUAUACAUUGCGGCCGUUUGUGAAGUAGUUCGGAGACCCCUGGUGUAAACCAUCAAUACUACUACUGCCAAUUACAACAUAAGGACCUUAUUUAAUAACAUGACAAAAACAAACAAAAAAACACAGUGUAUUUACCAGAGAUGCUAAUUAUUCAAACAUUUAAUUUGUGCAGAUUACUACUGACUACUCAGUCACGUCUCAUUGCAAAGUAGUUUUUAAUACAUCAGCUAGCCCAACUAAUUCUGGACACAAACAAACGUGACAACCUCAGCUGCAUGUUUCAGAAUGUCAGAAGAAGCCAGAGAAAAUCCCCGAGUUCACACAACAGCAAGAUUCGAAAGCCAAACUAAAAACAGUGAGGUAGAUACUUUAACGGUUUCAUUCUGUAUUGACACAAAUGAGGCAAAACACAGCUUUGAAUAACAAAUGUAUUCCUCUUACAUGAUCAAGGAAAUGGAGUAAAAUGCUUUUUCCACCAAAAAUGAGAUCAGCUGAAAAAAUAGUGCAAGUGACAAAUCUGUUGUGACAUAAGUAUGUAUAUUAAAGGGAUGCAAUAGCAUGUUUGAUGAAACUAAUGACAUUUUUAUGGCCUGUCAGGGUGUCUUUAUGCAGUUAUCUGCAGUGUCUACUGACUAUGCAACACGUGGAGAAAGCCGCUGAAUUGUGUGAUUUUACAAGAUUUUACAUCAAAUGUGUUCUGAAUGCUUCCUUUUGUUGUUUAAUCCCGAAUGAUAGCUGCACUAUCCAUUGCAAAGAAUGUUACUUUGUUUGUUCUGAGAGCCCUCUAUUGGAUAUUUUUUAUCAGGUCGACUCUUAAUAUUAGGGAUGUCUCGAUCCGAUCACGUGAUCAGAAAUCGGGCCAAUCGGGCCAUUUUUCAGAGGAUCGGAAUCGUGGUGAAAAAGGAUAGGGUUGUUAAAAAAACAAAAAAAUUAAAAUGUUUUUCUGCUACAUGCUCGUACAGCCUCUCACUGUCCCUCCUGCUGCUUUUCUUGGUCAGCAGUGCACUGGAGCUUGCUUGUUAAAGUUAACAAUGAUUGGCAGUCGUUGAUCUUGCCAGAGAAGCUUGAUAGCGCUACCUUCAAAGGUGCCGAAUGUGUCAAUCAUUGUUUAGCAUGUCAAACACUAGCGGUAGUGCGACGCGGCAUUGUUUGUGUGUAAAUCCCCUUUCAGACUUAUAUCACGGUAAAUUCCCACGUAAGGUGACGCAGAAUUUACCCGGGAUUUAUCAGUGUCAUGGUUUUCAGACAUGGGGAGAUUUGGGUUGGACACUUUCAGACUUGUCCAGUGUUGGUGACUCGGCUCUCCCUGUGCAGGGAUGGCGGAGGAUAGGAUUUUAUAACCCGGACAUGACGUCAUUUUUGGUCAGCAUCGGCAGCAAAAUAAACCACACAUUUCCAAAGAUGGACGAUGGACUGUCUCUUACUUGGCUCAACAAUCCAGUAGCAAUUUAAUUUUGUGAUGUUCCAGUUUAAUUUGGCUAUUUCCAGUUUGCCAUGUUGAUAAUUGCAAUGUUUGUUUACUGCUUCACGUCUUACUGCGAAGAUAUUUACGUCAUCAGCCUUCGCGCUGUGACCUGGAAAUUCACCGGCUGCUUUCACAUAUGCCACGUCCAGGAUAAGUCUCGGACGUUAUACUAGGACGCGACCCGGUUAAAUUUCUUUGUCAUCUCCAUGUCAGUCAACCUGGGAAAUUGCUUUCACAAAUAAGGGCUACCCGUUAAAUCCCGCGAAUUAACUUGAGUUCAGGUAUAUGUGAAAGGUGCUUAAGUGAGCGACUGUUCUUGAUAGCAUGGGUGGAUUUGUGUGGAUUCACUCAAUGAAACAUUUAAUAAAGAUAAGCAUUUUUCUACGUUUUUCUUGUUUAAAAAGUAAUUCACAUUAUGAAGGCGGCACAGUGGACGUAACAUGUUUAAAACUUGUUUUAUCUUUUGAACAACACUUUUUUUUCAGUAUCGGAUCGGAUAUCAAAAUCAGGUGACUCGGACUCGGGUGCAAAAAUAUGUGAUCGGGACAUCCCUACUUAAUAUAGUGGCUUUUUGACCAGCACAUGUGUAAGCUUGUAUGGUGGUUAAAAAGUCUACACACCCCUGCUCAAAUGUGUGGGUUUAUUUUUGUUUUGAUUCAGUUCUUAAAAAAAAAAAAAAAAAAAAAUCUUAUUAUUUAUUUGUUUGAAUUAAAUUUGGUUAUUUAGGUUUUAUUAGUGGGGAAAGGUAUGAACGGAUUCAACUUUGUCUAAAUUUUUCUAGCUCAAAAAACAUACAUUUGAAUUCAAAUGUUUAGGCUUUCUAUUUCCACUGAAUAUUCAUGUAUGUUUUGAGGUUUGGUAGAGAUGAGCCUUACAGUUGAAUGGACUGUGCCUCCUGUUUUGCGAUAUUGUUGCAUCUAUUCAUAAUGACUUUUAGAUACAGACCUCAUUUUUAAAGGAGAUCUAAUCCCAAAACCACAGUUCUCUUGCUGCAGACCAAAACUAGUACAAAGGUCCGACAUCUUUGGUUUACUUACCCUUUAAAUAUUUAUCUUCUUGUUGGGAUUUUGGGUGUGUGCGUGCGUAUCUGUGGUGUGUGUGUUUAAUAAAAAAUCACUACUGUCACUUUUGUGUUCUUCCACACUAUUAUGACUUGAAGUGCACAUUAUAGAAUCUGGUGUUAUCCCAGCGAUCACACAACUCUCAUAAUUUGAUCGCUUACGGUUUAAUAUUUCACUUAUUUAAUAAUGCACAUAAGGUAAAAAGUUGCUAUUUUUCGAAAGGGGGUGGAUGAAUUACCUGACAAUGUUUGUGGUGUUAAAAAUAUCAAGCAAUAUUAUUUUCACUUCCAUUUAUCUCGUUAAGCCUGUAAUCCAAGUUGUACAAAUGCUGGAAAAAAAGAAUAAAGACUAAUACUGUAUAUACACUUUUCUGUGUUCCUGUCUAAUCAUGUAAAAGCAGGGGUUUUAUUAUACAUUUAA